AUGGCGUCAGAGCGGGGCGCGGAGCCCGUGCCAGGGGACGGGGCCGCGGCGCGGGACGGGGCCGCGGCAGAGAACCGGGCCGCGGCAGAGAACGCGCUGGGCUACUGGCGCGCGGGCCGGGCGCGCGACCACGCCGAGUUCGAGCUCUUCUUCCGCCGCUGCCCGUUCGGCGGCGCUUUCGCCCUGGCCGCCGGCCUGCGGGACUGUCUGCGCUUCCUGCGCACCUUCUGCCUGCGGGACGCGGAUGUGCAGUUCCUGGCAUCCGUGCUGCCCCCAGAUACUGAUCCCGCGUUCUUCGAACACCUUCGAACCCUCGACUGCUCGGGGGUGACUCUGCGGGCUCUGCCCGAGGGCUCCCUGGCCUUUCCGGGGGUGCCCCUGCUGCAGGUGUCUGGGCCUCUCCUUUUGGUGCAGUUGCUGGAGACCCCGCUGCUCUGUCUGGUCAGCUACGCCAGCCUGGUGGCCACCAACGCAGCUCGGCUUCGCCUGAUUGCCGGGCCCAAUAAGCGGCUGAUGGAGUUCGGCCUGCGCCGGGCUCAGGGCCCCGAUGGCGGCCUCACAGCGUCCACCUACAGUUACCUGGGCGGGUUCGACAGCAGCAGUAACACGCUGGCUGGGCAGCUGCGGGGUGUGCCGGUGGCGGGCACCCUGGCCCACUCUUUCAUCACAUCAUUUUUGGGCAGUGAGGUGCCCCCGGACCCGAUGUUGGCUCCAGCUAUUGGUACAGGCCCGAGGGUGGACCUGACCACCAGUGUGAAGGUGUGGCUGGAGCGCGUGUGUGCCCACCUGGGGCUGGGCAUGCAGGAGCCACACCCUGGGGAGCGGGCGGCGUUCGUGGCCUAUGCUCUGGCCUUUCCCCGGGCCUUCCAGGGCCUGCUGGACUCCUACAGUGUGCAGAGGAGCGGUCUUCCCAACUUCCUGGGCGUGGCCCUGGCCCUGGGGGAGCUGGGCUACCGGGCAGUGGGCGUGAGGCUGGACAGCGGUGACUUACUUCAGCAAGCUCAAGAGAUCCGUGCGGUGUUUCGGACCACUGCCACGCGGUUCCAGGUGCCCUGGCUGGAGUUCAUCCCUAUUACUGUCAGCAACAACAUUGAUGAGGAGGAGCUGGCCCGACUGGCCCAGGAGGGCACUGAGGUGAACGCCUUUGGCAUUGGCACCAGCUUGGUCACCUGUCCCCGGCAGCCUUCCCUGGGCUGUGUCUACAAGCUGGUGUCUGUGGGAGGCCAGCCUCGAAUGAAGCUGACAGAAGAGCCUGAGAAGCAGACACUGCCUGGAAGCAAGGCUGCCUUCCGGCUCCUGGACUCUGCGGGCUUUCUGCUGCUGGACGUGCUGCAGUUGGCAGAAGAGCCCCCACCCCAGGCUGAGAAGGAGCUAAAGGUUUGGCCUUUAGGGGCCCGAGACCCCUGCACUGUGAAGCCAGCGCGGGUGGAGCCACUGCUGCGACGCUGGCUGCACAAGGGACAGCUGUGUGAGCCCCUCCCGUCUCUCGCAGAGUCCCGAGCCUUUGCCCAGUGGUCCUUGAACCGCCUCAGCCCUGCCCACAAGCAGCUGCAGAGCCCUGCUCCGUACCAGGUUGCACUGUCUGAGCAGCUGCGGGCCCUGGUGGACCGUCUGAGCGCUAGAGGGGCCCCGUGACUGUUGCAGGGUGGGGACUGGCUGGAAACAAGUCACUCACUGUCC
Messenger RNA from Dipodomys ordii (Ord's kangaroo rat), 1680 nucleotides. It is a transcript of the gene Naprt, whose product is annotated as nicotinate phosphoribosyltransferase. The record is from RefSeq and is a predicted model, not a curated record. Gene Ontology annotation, molecular function: nicotinate phosphoribosyltransferase activity. The transcript is spliced from 14 exons. Gene Ontology annotation, biological process: NAD+ biosynthetic process. The coding region runs from base 1 to 1635 and encodes 544 amino acids. Lineage: Eukaryota; Metazoa; Chordata; Mammalia; Rodentia; Heteromyidae.